GGGUUUUCAAUAAUUGUUAAGUUGCACCACUGACUGUUGCGAGGUUGCUCUUGAGAGGACAGUCGCCGGUGCACUCGAACAUGUCAAAACACUACAUAUUCAAUCUAGAAGGCAUAAUUACAUAAUGAGACAAAAAACCUUGGCGAGGUCGCAUCGGGUGUCAAAGAGAUCAGAGUUUGACAUGGUCGCAGUCAACACUGGCAUCAUCUCGGAUGCCAUAGCACCAUUCGGAGAUGUCUUUCUAAACUCGUAUGUGAGAGAUUUAGGCAAAGGGAGUAUUAGAGAACAACCACGAAUGAACGGAUGCGGCAUUGAUAUAAAGCAAUAGAUUAUCAUUAUCGCGUAAUUCGUACAUUAUUUAACCUCGUGAACCAGAAGCUCUUCA
Truncatella angustata is the source of this 385-nucleotide messenger RNA. RefSeq lists its product as uncharacterized. The record is from RefSeq and is a predicted model, not a curated record. The transcript has 2 exons. NCBI's taxonomy places the organism in Eukaryota, Fungi, Ascomycota, Sordariomycetes, Amphisphaeriales, Sporocadaceae. The coding region runs from base 125 to 328 and encodes 67 amino acids.